AUGGUUUCAGUGACCAGAACCAAGUUUGGAGAGCUGCCCUCGGGAGGAAGGACAGUGGAGAAGUUCCAGCUUCGGUCAGACCAGCUGUGUGUGGACAUCAUCUCCUGGGGCUGCACGAUCACAAAUCUGCAGGUCAAAGACAGGCAGGGGAAAGCCUCAGAUGUGGGGCUUGGCUUUGCCGAGUUGGAAGGUUACCUCCAGAAGCAGCCCUACUUCGGAGCAGUGGUUGGGAGGGUAGCCAACCGAAUUGCCAAAGGAAGGUUCGCAGUUGAUGGGAAGGAAUACCACCUGCCCACUAACAGAGAGCCCAACAGUCUCCAUGGCAGAUUCACAGGGUCUGAUAAGGUCCUCUGGACCCCUCAGGUGUUGUCCAAUGGUGUCCAGUUCUCUCGAGUCAGUCCAGAUGGUGAAGAAGGCUACCCUGGAGAGUUGAAAGUAUGGGUGACUUAUAUCCUGGAUGGUGGAGAGCUUGUAGUCAACUACAGAGCACAGGCCAGCCAGACCACUCCAGUUAAUCUGACCAACCAUUCUUAUUUCAACCUAGCAGGCCAGGGCUCCCCAAAUAUAUAUGACCAUGAAGUCACCAUUGCAGCGGAUGCAUAUUUGCCUGUGGAUGAGAUUCUGAUUCCAACACAUGUUGGGGUCACCUUGCAUCCAAAAGGAGAAGUGACCCCCGUGCAGCUUGUUCAGCGGACAUUUAUACAGUCUCCAGGGAUAGCAUAG
Arvicanthis niloticus (Nile rat) is the source of this 723-nucleotide messenger RNA. NCBI's taxonomy places the organism in Eukaryota, Metazoa, Chordata, Mammalia, Rodentia, Muridae. The record is from RefSeq and is a predicted model, not a curated record.